AUGGAUUGGUUAGUGAAGCAUCAUGGUUCAGUUGAUUGUUUCCAGAAUGAGGUCAUAUUUUGUAAUCCUGGACGACCUAAGGUGACUUUCUAUGAGGAGCUUAAAGUUCUUCCAUCUUGCCUCAUUUCAGCUAUGAUGGCUAGACGACUCUCAGUCAAACGAGUGGUCAAACUUCCCAAAUUUGGUCAAUCAGCCCCACUGGGCCCACGACCUCCGAUUUCUGAUCGGAAAGUUCUUACGAGUUCAACAAAGUUUACUAAACAUGUUCUUCAAGUUUGGUCCAGAUCAAGCGGCCGGAUUGCUGGCGAUCGCACGAUCGGACGGUCAUCGUUUUACGUAAUCCUUGAAUCAUUCAGUCGGAGCAUUCAGGACUCCAAUUCUCAAUCAGUGAGUUCCUACACAAUCCUAGAGGUAUCUAGAUCAACAUAUUUCAAAAUGAGGCCGAUCUAA
Molecule: messenger RNA, 450 nt
Organism: Prunus armeniaca (apricot)
Lineage: Eukaryota; Viridiplantae; Streptophyta; Magnoliopsida; Rosales; Rosaceae
Source: the annotation of a GenBank genome assembly